Messenger RNA from Callithrix jacchus (white-tufted-ear marmoset), 454 nucleotides. The record is from RefSeq and is a predicted model, not a curated record. NCBI's taxonomy places the organism in Eukaryota, Metazoa, Chordata, Mammalia, Primates, Cebidae.
GAGUCAGCCCCUUAGCCAGAUCACUUGGUAGGAGACACUCAAGAGAGCAAGAUGUUCUCAUGCUGCAUCCCCACGAAUCGAGGCUCCUGCUUCAAAAAUGGUGGGAGUGAGAGCCUUUUCCGUCGCUGCCGACAAAGGCUCAUCCCUCACCCCAGGCGCCUGUGGCCUUUUGGACACAGGUGCACCCAGGUGCCACAGGGUAGCCCAGGGCAGACCCUUGCAAACCAGGUCUCACUAGAUAGCAUAUCGGAUCCGUAUCUGCAUAUUGUCCUUGUCCAGCAGGCAAUUCUGAAGCACAUGGAGGCACAGGCACAUGCUCCUGAGAACUUAAAAUACAAGAACUUCCAGCACCAGCAGUCCAGCCAGAGCCAACUGUAUCAGAGGAGCCCCCUACAGAGACAUCGCAGGAGCUAGAGCAGCUCCACAGCCCUCCUGCCCCUCUGUUGGGGCAGCC